AAAUGUAUUCUAGCUCUAAACUUUGUUUGAGUUGUGUUAAAUUUCCUACGAAGAAUCCGUGCUCUGGAGAGCCUCAAUGUGUCACAGUAUUCGUGUAAAAACAUUCAUCAGACUCUGAAAAAGGAAGAGCAAUCAAAGUGAGCAUAGAAGCAGCCGGCGUCUGAAACAGAAAAAGAUCAUAGAACCCGGAUCAUACCGAGGCGAGAAACGAUGGCGAAAUUGUUGGACGUUCAGCGGGACGAUGACCCAGUGGAGCUGUCGAGCAACCAAAUGCUAUUAUAUGUCGACGACGAAUUGACGGUGAGCGUUAGCGCUUUACAUUAUCCUUCCGACGUUAUAGGGAAUAAAAAUGAAAAGACGGAGAUACUAGUCUUUACGGUUGAUCGGGAGAACGUGAAUUGUUUCAAUGAAUCGAUCGCCGAUUGUCCCAACCCAAAGCAACGUUCAGCAACGUCGUCGCCCACUAUGGUUUUGGAUAUAAAAGGUUUACGAGUAAUCAGUGAUGGUCCUUUAACUCGUGGUAAAGAAUGGGAAGAAUUUAAGAAAAAAUACGUAUUGCUGACGAAAGAAGAGCUUCAGGCGUCGUUUAAAGUUCCUUGGAAAAGUAUGCUUGCCAUCUUGGUCCAGGCAGAACCAUGUAUCGGUUGUCGAAGAAGUGUUGAAAAAAGGUUUAGUGACUUGAGUAAAUCGGGACAAUCUGCAUUGGAUCCACUGGUUAUUUCUACUGAUGGUGUGGUUUCUAUAAAGGAGGAAGUAUUAAAAUCACCUCAGCUACUUUGUACAAUAUUGCAUGGACAUAGUGCUAGAUUAAAUAAUUUAGUAGAAAAUCAGCCAAGAAAUAGAAAGUCUCGGCGAUGUGUAUUGCAUUCUCUGGAAAUCCAACGAAUGCGACCACCACCAAACGCGUGGAAGGAAGUAUGGGACUGCAUGGCGCUACCGUGUCAACAGGAGUUGGCUUUAAUAGAGACAGAUACACUUGAUGAUACUUUAGAUACUUACCUACGUAAACACAGAUUUUGUGGUGAGUGCCGCAAUAAAGUAUUGUUGGCAUCAUCGCUUCUGACACGAGAACCAGAACCUACAAAAGAAAAAGGUUACGUACCAGUUUUAUAUUCCGGAAUUAAGCGUUGUAUCAACGAGCAUCAUGUUCACUUACCAGCCAUCACUGAGUAUAUCGGCACCCUUAUUGGCCGUGCGCAGCCAGAGGUCAUGGGAAGGGAGCGCCAUGCGAAAACGUUGGAGGUCGCUCAAGAGGAGGUGCUUACCUGUUUAGGUAUAUGUGUUGCGGAAAAAUUGCACAGAGUUUAUCGACGACUGAAGGAAGAGGAGACCGUGUGUAAAGUAUUAGCUGCUGUCGCGAUAGACGCAUUAUCUAGAAACUUUCAGAUGGCAGUUGAGGUGAAACAAGGUAUUUCUCAAUUAGAACUAUUGUACAAAGAACUUACUAGGGAAGAAAUAGUGAAGCAACAGAGGCGCGAAAAGUUACGGCUAAAACGGAAAAAAAAGAAGGAACGUCGUUACGAAACAGAAGAGAAGGAAAAUUCCUGUGACUGUUCAAGUGAAAAAAAAAGCAAAUCUCUCUGUAUAUGUACGGAAUCAAAGCCAACAAAGCAAAACAUCAAUCGGCAUAAGUUGCAGGUCCUAGAUCCAAAAAAUAAAGGUCCACCAACGUGUAAAUGUUCAGACUGUUUAAAGAAACCAAAAACAUGUAGUAUAUCCCAAUCGCAGAGUAAAGCAGAACUAACAUUCCCUGUGAAAAAGACGACAAGUGUACAGAAGGCAACAGUUAAAAACAGUGCUGUAGAAGCGAAAGUGACAUUUAGCAUAAGUCAAUCGAAACAAAGUAGUAUAUCUCCGAAACAAUUACCUCAGGAGGAUUCGUCGGAUACUUGCGAUUCGUGUAAGGAAGGUAAAAAGAUUAGUGACAGUGAAUGGCAUUACGAGAAUAACUGCAAAGAUUCCGUGAGACAGAAGUUAGAUUGGAUAACAAAGUCCAAAUAUGCUGACUUGUGGUUUUUGACGAGGAUGGGGAUAAAGAAACACUUCUCCAGUGAGCAGUCGUCCCAGGAUUACGGAUAUUCUUCCGAACACAACAUCAGUAGCUCUUCUCUUCCCAGCACACCGGAGGGUUCCGAAGUGGCGUGCAACGAAUGUUGCGAUCACGAAGGUUCUUGUCACGUUAAACUUAAUCAUUCCAGUUCUAGCAUCUAUUUGUUAAUGGAGGGAAGUGGUUAUCCGACACUUACGCAAAUGUUAAAGGAUUCCUAUUCCUCUAAUUACGACGACGACGACGGCGACGACGAUGAUGACAAAAAGAGUUACAUCCCUAUCGAGGAAGUGUUAGAAUUCAAAUCGCGAAUGCGUGAAGAAUUUGUGAAAAAACGCCGGCAAGAACUCCGACAAACGCUUAAAGAACGUUUUGCUAUGUUGUGCAAUCAUCAGAAACGACUUUUUAUUCUUCAGUGAAAAAUUCCUACUGGAUAACUCGAUACAAUACAAUGUUUCUGAAUUUUUUUAUAUUGGUUUACUGUUAAUAGCGAGACACGAACACAAUAUACUUUGUUCUAUGAAAGACUGAUCUCGAUUUUCAUUCGCCAGAUCUUUCCCUAGAAAUCGACCCACUGGGCGAUAAAUAACAUCGCGUUAACAAAUAAUGAUGCUAAAUAUUCAUGUCGAUGCAAAUUUACAUCGACGUAAACUGUGCUGUACUGUGAAUUAAAAAAGGUGCCUCAAAUAUUAUAUAUCUAUAUCCAUCACUGCGUUAGAUGAUCCCUAUUUAAUUUUCUUUACUAUCUAUUUAUUAUUUUACUAUUAUCUUACUUUACUAUUAUCAGAAGCGUUAAUCGAGAUUAUUUUCUCAUAGAACGAAAUAUAUGUCUUUCAAACCACUUUUGUCAUUCGAAGUCGAUCUUCUGACGUG
This is a messenger RNA of Linepithema humile (Argentine ant), 2920 nucleotides long. Its product is annotated as gametogenetin-binding protein 2-like. Gene Ontology annotation, cellular component: cytoplasm; nucleus. The record is from RefSeq and is a predicted model, not a curated record. Lineage: Eukaryota; Metazoa; Arthropoda; Insecta; Hymenoptera; Formicidae.